AAGAUCCCAAGGUGCUUCCUUUGUGGUAGAUCUGAUCACAUGGCCAACAAAUGCUCUCUUGGAGACUUCAAAUGCUUUGCCUGCAACCUUGUAGGGCAUACCUCAGUUAGUUGCCCUAACAAAAAGCAGCCUCCUUUACUCAGCCUCCCCCCUCAGAUACCCCCACCACCUCCCCCUCCUCUUUUCCUCCCAAAAGUCUCUCUCCCCCCUUCUGUUAGUUCGAGUCUGGUUGAGUUCUCGAGAUUUGCGCACCUUCAGAUCAAGUCUGGAAAGCCCUCCUAUCCAGAUCUGGUGGAGAGCUUGGAGCGCCAUCUCAAGGUAGAGAAAUGGACCUAUGUGAUUAGGCAAUCCUCGGAGAACUCCUACUUCAUCCAGUUCCCGGACGAGGAGACGUUGGAUCAUGCUUGUUCUAAACCCUUCUUCAACUUGGGUAACUUUGGGGGUAUUUUCACCCCCUGGUCAGAGUCUUUUGGCCUUAAAGUGCUUCCGAAAUUUUUUUAUGUCUGGGUAGAAAUUAUUGGUCUCCCCAUUCAUUUAUGGGACUCGGAGUUCAUUACCAGUAUUCUUGUGGACAUAGGAGAUGUCAUUGCUUUCUCCGACGAUAUCAUGCUUAAGAGAGAAGCCCUAGCUUGCAAAGCUAUGCUGCAUGUUAGGGAUCCCUCUGAAAUCCCCCAAGAAGUCAUAUUCAGGUAUGAAGCAGAAAAUGGAGUUCAUAUCAUGGAAGGAUCAGUCAAACUAAGAGUGGUAGGUGAGCCACUGCCAGCGGAAAAAGGAAGAGAUCGGGAUCUCUUCGAAGUCUUUGUUCGUAAAGAAGGUGCCUCAUCCCCUCCUCCCAAAGAUCAGCCCCUCCAAUGCCCUCGCCAGAGCCACUUGUCUCUAUCCCCGAGACCAAAUCAGGCCUCCUUAAAAGGAAAAAGCCCAAUGUUGGAAGAAGAUGGCUCAAAUCCUCCUCCUCUCCCCCCAUCAGUUCCAGCUCCGCCUGAGCUCAUGGCGGUCUCUUUCAAAGGUAUUACGAUCGACAUCUCCAAAGAUUCCUGGUUCUCUCUCAAAGCAGCUUUCCCACAUCUGGUAGACGUUCCGUCUUUAUCCCCAAAAGGAGACUCUGCCAUCCAGAUCAGCUCCACAGACUCUAAGGACCAGAACUCUUCCUCUGAUAUUCCCCCUGGUUUCGAACCGGCCAAGAAGAAGUCCAAACGAACCAAGAAAAAAAUCUCAAGCAGCAACCCCUCGCACCGGCCUUUCAGGAAACAUCUAGCCAUGAUCAAGAAGGGUGAAGAAGAUGACAGGACGGCGAGGAGGCUUCGUAGGGCAGCCCUUAAUCUCGGCCUCCAGAACCUAGCGAAGAAGUCUUCCUCAGGGGAUGCAGGGGAGAGCCUCCGCAGCAGCUAACAUCUGUAUCCUGAGUGGCAUUCAAGACAUGCUUUGUUGACUUUGGGUGUUUUAUUUGUUCCCUUUUGGUUAGGGGCUAUCAGUGCCUAGCAUUUUCAGUCUCUUAUCAGUAUUGUAGUGUUUUCUAUGAUCCUUAUGAAACGUUGUCUAUUUUUGGUUUCCUUUUGCCUUCUUUAGAAGAUGGUAUCGGUUGGUGUGGUGUGGUAGGUGACGACUAUGGUCCGCUCCCUACCCACCUCUCUCACUGAUCUCACCAUCAUCUAGAGAAGAAGUAUGUACAUUCUUCUAUCUUCUAUUAAUA
Messenger RNA from Asparagus officinalis (garden asparagus), 1690 nucleotides. RefSeq lists its product as uncharacterized. The coding region runs from base 40 to 1389 and encodes 449 amino acids. The record is from RefSeq and is a predicted model, not a curated record. Lineage: Eukaryota; Viridiplantae; Streptophyta; Magnoliopsida; Asparagales; Asparagaceae. The transcript has 2 exons.